Messenger RNA from Serpula lacrymans var. lacrymans S7.9, 394 nucleotides. RefSeq lists its product as uncharacterized. The transcript has a single exon. Lineage: Eukaryota; Fungi; Basidiomycota; Agaricomycetes; Boletales; Serpulaceae. Bases 46 to 267 code for a protein of 73 amino acids. The record is from RefSeq and is a predicted model, not a curated record.
AACAACGACCGUAUUAUACUCCAUCACAGAGGCGGCCGCCCCAGAAUGCAGUCCAUCCAAACACAGCAGGAACAUUUGGAGGAUCAGGUGUACCUAUGGAGAUUGGGAGUUCCAACACUCAGAGACAACAUUGGCCCAACCCGAACAUUAUUUGUUACAAUUGUGGCGAGCAAGGCCACAUUGCUAGAAAUUGCCCACAUGGAAAGAUGGCAAUACAUUAUAUGGAAACGGAGGAAACCAGAGACACUCACACUACAUCGUCAUUAAAAGAAAUUGAAGCACCUCCAAAGGAUUUUCAGAAAGGUCAGGAGUAAGCACGGACUCUCUGACCCGUAAUGUUGUACCUAACCCUCAUAUGAUACCAACGACUGCAAUAAAAUGAGUUGAUCAACAU